Messenger RNA from Labrus mixtus (cuckoo wrasse), 1824 nucleotides. It is a transcript of the gene pef1, whose product is annotated as penta-EF-hand domain containing 1. NCBI's taxonomy places the organism in Eukaryota, Metazoa, Chordata, Actinopteri, Labriformes, Labridae. Gene Ontology annotation, molecular function: calcium ion binding. Gene Ontology annotation, biological process: COPII vesicle coat assembly. The record is from RefSeq and is a predicted model, not a curated record. The coding region runs from base 129 to 935 and encodes 268 amino acids. The transcript has 5 exons.
CACUCAUCUGUCCAAUCAGGAGCAAGAGACGCGGGUGCGGUUUUGACAGACCCGGAAAUAAACCAAUAGUUGUCCUGGGACGGACGCCUUCGCAUCGUCCUUGUUGUAGGAAGUAAAGUCUGUCAAACAUGAGUUUCCACUACGGCCAGGGAUAUCCAGGAGGAGGUAACCAACCACCCAGUGCUCCAUACAGGGGAGGAGGUUCUCACUAUGGCCAUCAACCCUCUGCGCCAUAUGGAGGUGCGCCAGGGGCUUAUGGAGCCCAGGGCCACGGAGCCCAGGGCCACGGAGCCCAGGGCCACGGAGGGCAGUAUGGGCAUGGACAAGGGGUUGCCCCUGGCGGACCAUAUGGGGGUUAUGGGGCACAACCCCAUGGAGGGCAUUAUGGACAUCAUGCUCCUGCAGGUAACAUCCCUCAUGGUGUUAACCCAGAGGCGCACCAGUGGUUCCAGACAGUCGACACAGACCGCAGCGGCUUCAUCAACCUCAAGGAGCUGAAGCAGGCACUUGUCAACUCCAACUGGUCUGCAUUUAAUGACGAGACGUGCCUCAUGAUGAUCAACAUGUUUGACAAGACGCGGUCAGGGCGAAUAGACAUGUUUGGCUUCUCUGCACUGUGGGACUUCAUGCAGCGGUGGAGAGCUCUCUUCCAGCAGUAUGACAGAGACCGCUCAGGCUGCAUCAGCAGCGUGGAGCUGCACCAAGCCCUCGCUCAGAUGGGCUACAACCUCAGCCCCCAGUUUUCGGAGACACUGGUGCAGCGCUUCGCCGUGCGAGGCGUACGCCCCGGCAUCCAGUUGGACCGCUUCAUUCAGGUGUGCACCCAGCUCCAGACCAUGACCCAGGUCUUCAGGGAGAGAGACACCAGCAUGACGGGCAAUGUACGCCUCAGCUAUGAGGACUUUCUCUCUGGGACCGUCACCAGGCUCAUGUGAGCUAUGGGGUUUCACAGUGUCAUUCCAUGAUCAGGUCCUCUUAGGCUCGCUUUCUAAUGCUGUCUCAGCGUGUUGAUAUAUGUCAACAGUAUAGGAGCCAGCACACAUCAUUCCACGGCUUGUUGCUGUGAGUAGAUAAAGCGUCACCCCACACACCUGUGACUGUGGGUUCAGUCAUCAUCAUCAUACUGCAGGUCCUUCUAAACUUCUUAUAGAUGCCUUAGGGAGAGUUAGAACGUCUCAUUUUUUUUAGACUGAACCAGUACUUGAGUAAGAUUAUAAAGAGCUAAACUCUGAUACAAGAGAACAUUUUAACACAUGUUGCCCUGACAACCAAAGUGAUUUAUUAUCUUUCCCAACUGAAUACAUUCAAAGAUUUUGGAGGUAACUUUGGAAGCCAUAUUAGAUACCAAGUAGAGAUGUUUUCUCUACAACCAACUGCAGGACUGAAGAUGUGUGUCUCCACAGGAUAUCUCCAGGCAAUGGUUGGCCAUUAUAUUAAACAUUGCUUUACCUAUUGAAAUGGUUUUAAAGUAAAGUGUCAAAUAUGUAUAAAAAAAAAAAAUGUAUCAUAGGGUUUGCUAAAUUUCACUUUUUGUAAGCCAGUAAGAUAUUAAAAUAUAAUAGUGUGUGGCCAAAAGACCGGGGACACAGACACACUUCCAGCCUCCCUGUUAUGUUCGUCACUUUCAUCUCAGUGAAAUCCUUAGAGACUGUGAAGCCAGAACAUUAACAGUAAAACUCUCCAACAAUGUUUAUGGUCUGAAUUCGAUAAGCUUGCCAAAAUGGUUCCUGAUGCCAAAUUUUUCUUUUGUAUCUCAUGUUAUAAUGUAUAAAUAAUCUUUGUUUGAAUUUUCAAUGCCAACAAAUACAGUUCUCUGCUUCUUUU